Molecule: messenger RNA, 2434 nt
Organism: Chondrus crispus (carragheen)
Lineage: Eukaryota; Rhodophyta; Florideophyceae; Gigartinales; Gigartinaceae
Product: long-chain-fatty-acid-CoA ligase
Exons: 2
Coding region: 1-1992 (663 amino acids)
Cellular component (GO): membrane; endoplasmic reticulum
Molecular function (GO): long-chain fatty acid-CoA ligase activity
Source: RefSeq, a predicted model, not a curated record
AUGUCUCUCCUCAGCACGGAUGUGUCGGCCCCGCUGUCGCCGGACUCGACCGUCCGCGGUUGCGGCUGGGCGACGAGCUUCGACCCGGCCGUGCCGCACCCCGGCCAUCCGGCCCUGCCGUCCAUGUACGCGCUCCUCCUGCGCUCGGCCGCGGCCUUCCCGAACGCCCCGUGCCUCGGUUGGCGCGCCUCCGCCGCCCCGGACGCCCCCUUCGAGUGGUGGACCUACGCGGACGUCGUCGCCAAGACGGACGCCCUGGGCCGCGCCCUGCGCGACAUGGGCGUGGAGAAGGGCGACCGCGUCGGCAUGUACGCCCGCAACUGCCCGCAGUGGACCCUCAUGCAGUACGCCAUGCUGAGCCAGGGCUUUGUCGUCGUCCCGAUCUACGAUACCCUCGGCCCGAACGUCGUCGAGUAUGUGUGCAACCACGCCCAAGUCAAAGUCGUUUGCGUCUCGGCUGAGAAUUAUCCCAAGCUCGCGAGCGUGAGAGACACAGGCAAGACGCCCACUGUUUCGAGGGUCGUCGUCCUGGGGCACGGAGACAUCGAGCCUACGCCGGAGGCCAUUACUGGAGAGGGGGUUGUGGAUAUUGUCAUGGUGCUGGAUGAGGGGAAGAGCCUGGCGAAGGAAGGUGUUCACGAGCCGCCGGAGGUUACCCUGGACGACUUGAUGGUACUCAUGUAUACGUCGGGGACGACGGGUGACCCCAAGGGCGUCAGGCUUUCGCAUCGUGCGGUGCUGGCGAGCGUUUCGUCUGCCUUCGCCUUUUUCGACAAAUGGGACGCUGCGUUUACGCAUGAGGACUCUAUGCUGAGCUACCUUCCGCUGAGCCAUAUCUUCGAGCAGCAGGCCGAGGGUCUGAUGCUCGGAAAGGGCGCCAGGAUCGGCUUCUACUCUGGCGAUAUUAGAAAGCUGCUUAACGAUCUCGAGGUGCUCAAGCCCACCGUGUUUGCGGGCGUGCCGCGCGUCUUUGCCCGCUUUCAGCAGAAGAUCGAGCAGGGCGUUGAGGAAUCGAGCUUUAUCAAGAAGACCCUCUUCCACUGGGGCUAUGCCAGGCAGCUGCGCGCCGUGGAGAACCCGGGCGUCGUCGGUAGGAUGGGCCUAUGGGACAGGCUUAUCUUUGAAAAGGUCAGAGCCAAGAUCUUGCCCAAAACCAGGCUCGUGAUUACGGGCUCGGCGCCCAUGUCCGGGCAGACGAAUGACUUUUUGAAGAUUUGCUUCAAUUGCCCCGUCGUGCAGGGCUACGGCCUCACGGAGACGGUGGGAGGGAUGAAUUGUUCCGUCCCGGACCUGUCCAAGUCUGGUACGUGCGGCGGGCCCUUGCCGGGCGUGCAGGUCAAGCUGCGGGACCUUCCGGACAUGGGGUAUCUCAACCAGGACAAGCCGUACCCGCGCGGGGAGGUUUGUGUCAAGGGCGCGAUAGUGUUCGACGGGUACCACGAGAACGAGAAGGCGACCAAGGAAGCGUUUACGGAGGACGGGUUCUUCCGUACGGGCGACGUCGGGCAAUGGCUCGAGGACGGGUCGCUGCAGAUCAUCGACCGGGCCAAGAACCUGUUCAAGCUCUCGCAGGGCGAGUACGUGUCGCCCGAGGCGCUGGAGCAGGAGUACAACAAGGCCAAGCUCUGCGGGCAGAUCUUCGUCUACGGCAACUCGCUGCACGCGACGCUACUCGCCGUCGUCGUGCCCGACGUCCCGGCCGCAGAGGCGUGGGGAAAGCACCGCGGCCUCACGACCAUGGAGAGCAUCGCCGCCGCGCCGGGCUUCAAGAAGGAGUUGCUCGAGCAGCUCGCUGAGAUCAGGGAGAAGAGCCACUUUAAGAAGUAUGAAACCAUUCGCGACGUCGUGAUUGAGGUGAGCGAUCUUAACGAGAUGGGACAAGGUUUUACGGUGGAUAACAACCUCAUGACGCCCUCCUUCAAGCUUAAGCGGCCGCAGUUGAAGACCAAGUAUCAGGGUGCGUUGGAUGCGCUGUAUGACCAGAAGCAGUAAAAGCGGUCCGUGGGGGUCAAGUGGAGAGUUGAAACUCCUUGGCAAAGGUACUACUUUCAGGAGGUAUGGGAUUCUUCUGGGCAUUUUGGGUGCAAAUAUUUGUGGUGCAUCGUUUUGGCGGAGGUGUCGUAGAGUUGACUGAUUAUACGCGGAGUGGAUUGUUGGGCCGUUUUAUCUCUUGUGAUGACGCUCUUCGAUAAUCGGAGAUUUGCUAGUUGUUGACUUGGAUCCUGGGUUCCCUUUUGCAACAUACACGUCCAGUCAAGAGCUGGUAGAAUACAGUACAAGGGGUCCCACGCUAUAGUGCUACCCCAUGACAGACCUCGACAUAUGGCACUAUUGCGUGAGUGGCACUAUACAGAAAGCGCAAAACACAAUCAUUUACAGACAUAACAAGCAUCCGAAACCAUCGUUAAAGGCCUUUAGUAUGAGUCGUGUGUAU